This is a messenger RNA of Oncorhynchus mykiss (rainbow trout), 5151 nucleotides long. NCBI's taxonomy places the organism in Eukaryota, Metazoa, Chordata, Actinopteri, Salmoniformes, Salmonidae. The record is from RefSeq and is a predicted model, not a curated record.
ACGACGGUAAAUUCCCGGUACCUUCCAGUGGUAUCUUCCCAAUCCGCGCGUUGCUUAGCAGGAAGCGGCCAUCGAUAGUUUCUAUUGACAAAUCAGGCAUCAGGAAAAUAAGUGGAAGUCGAUGGUUGUCUGUUCUUUCUAUCUUUCAUCCGACACCUUCCCGUUCUCAUAGAUAGCAUCCUAGCAAAUCCCCGACGGUGACUGGAGAGUUAAAACGCUGAAAACGCGUAGCCUAAGCAACUACAAUUUUAUUUCGUUCGAAUUCAGUCACUUUUUGUGCGAACAGUUUGAGCUACUCUCGUUCAACAUCAGUCGCGCGCUUUCGUAAUUCCUCUCCUCAACUGACAUUUCCUGUUUUAAAUAUAGUUUAUCUGGAUUUUUUUCUACUUUUUUCCCCCACUGGCGUUGCCAACGCAACACAGAUAGCCUGUCUCUGAACGCAGUCGUUCUUCGAAAAAACCUCCUGUGGCACUGAGACACAUUGGUCUACGCUUUGUCCCCUGUCUAGAUAGUCUCCACCCAAGACCAACAACAUGUUGGACCCAUCUUCCAGUGAAGAGGAAGCGGAUGAGAUAGUGGAAGAAGAAGGCAAAGAGGUGAUGGCACCAAAAACCGGGGGAGCACGGGUGUCACCCAGCCGGACCACCGACAGUUCUGGUGGGCUCCAGCCCUCGAGCCGGGGAAGCAGCGCUUGUCCGUCCAACCCCAGCCCCUCGGCGGCCAGCGAGAAGGAGAAAGAUGAUCUGGAAAAGAUGCAGAGGGAGGAGGAAGAGCGAAAGAAGAGGCUCCAGCUCUAUGUCUUUGUGAUGCGCUGCAUUGCCUAUCCUUUUAAUGCCAAGCAACCCACCGACAUGGCAAGACGACAACAGAAGAUCAGUAAGCAGCAGUUACAGACAGUGAAGGAGCGUUUCCAGGCUUUCCUCAGUGGUGACACCCAGAUAGUGGCAGACGAGGCCUUCAUCAAUGCAGUCCAGAGCUACUAUGAUAUAUUCCUGAAGAGUGACCGUGUGUCCCGGAUGGUCCAGAGCGGAGGCUGCUCGGCCAGUGACUCGCGGGAGGUUUUCAAGAAGCACAUUGAGAAGCGUGUCCGUAGCCUGCCGGAGAUCGACGGCCUAAGUAAGGAGACAGUGCUCAGCUCCUGGAUGGCCAAGUUUGACACAAUCUACCGCGGAGAGGAUGACCCCAGGAAGCACCAGCAGCGGAUGACAGCCAGUGCAGCCUCAGAGCUCAUCCUCAGUAAGGACCAGCUCUACGAGAUGUUCCAGUCCAUCCUGGGCAUCAAGAAGUUUGAGCACCAGCUCCUCUACAACGCCUGUCAGCUUGAUAACCCAGACGAGCAGGCUGCACAGAUCAGGAGAGAACUGGACGGACGACUGCAGAUGGCUGAUCAGAUCGCCAGGGGCGGCAAGUUUCCCAAGUUUGUGUCCAAAGAGAUGGAGGCCAUGUUCAUAGAGGAGCUGAGAUCCUCAGUGAACCUGCUGAUGGCUAACCUGGAGAGCAUGCCCGUGUCCAAGGGAGGAGAGUUCAAACUGCAGAAGCUCAAACGAGGGCACAACACCUCCAUCAUAGACAUGGGCCAGGAGGACGAGAACACGCUGUCCAAGUCUGAUGUGGUGCUCUCCUUCACUCUGGAGGUGGUGAUUGUGGAGGUUCAGGGGUUAAAGUCGCUGGCGCCCAAUCGGAUCGUCUACUGCACCAUGGAGGUGGAGGGGGGGCAUAAGCUCCAGACUGACCAGGCCGAGGCCUCCAAACCAACCUGGGGGACCCAGGGGGACUUCACCACCACACACCCCCUGCCUGCUGUCAAGGUGAAGUUGUUCACUGAGAGCACAGGAGUCCUGGCCCUGGAGGACAAAGAGCUUGGCAGGGUGGUACUCCAUCCGACCCCUAACAGUCCCAAACAGUCCGAACUACACAAGAUGUCCGUGUCCAAAGGCUGCCCUGACAGUGACCUGAAGAUCAAACUGGCCAUCCGCAUGGACAAGCCACAAAACAUGAAGCACUGUGGGUACCUAUGGGCUAUUGGUAAAAAUGUGUGGAAGAGAUGGAAGAAGAGAUUCUUUGUCUUGGUGCAGGUGAGCCAGUACACCUUUGCCAUGUGCAGCUACAGAGAGAAGAAGGCAGAGCCUGUGGAGCUGCUUCAACUGGACGGCUACACUGUAGACUACACCGACCCUCAGCCAGGUCUUGACGGUGGGAGGACCUUCUUCAAUGCAGUAAAGGAAGGUGACACUGUGAUCUUUGCCAGUGAUGACGAGCAGGACCGCAUCCUGUGGGUCCAGGCUAUGUACCGGGCCACGGGCCAGUCCCACAAGCCAAUCCCCCCCACCCAGGUCCAGAAACUCAACAACAGAGCAGGCUCCGCACCUCAGCUAGACGCACCCAUCUCCCAGUUCUACGCGGACCGGGCGCAAAAACAUGGCAUGGAUGAGUUCAUCUCAGCCAACCCCUGCAGCUUUGACCACUCCUCUCUGUUUGAGAUGGUGCAGCGCCUCACCCUGGACCACAGACUCAAUGACUCCUACUCCUGUUUGGGUUGGUUCAGUCCAGGCCAGGUGUUUGUCAUGGAUGAAUACUGUGCUCGUAAUGGUGUGCGGGGGUGUCACAGACACCUGUGUUACCUGGGUGACCUGCUGGAGAGAGCAGAGAAUGGGGCUAUGAUUGACCCCACCCUGCUGCACUACAGCUUUGCCUUCUGUGCCUCACACGUCCAUGGCAACAGGCCUGACGGGAUAGGAACUGUCACUGUCGAGGAGAAGGAACGCUUUGAGGAUAUCAAAGAGAGGCUGCGUGUUCUGCUGGAGAACCAGAUCACACACUUCAGGUACUGUUUUCCAUUUGGUCGACCGGAGGGGGCCCUGAAAGCCACUUUGUCCCUGCUUGAGAGGGUGCUGAUGAAGGAUAUUGUGACUCCUGUGCCCCAGGAGGAGGUGAAGACAGUCAUCCGUAAAUGUCUGGAGCAGGCAGCCUUGAUCAACUACCAGCGCCUCUCAGAAUACGCCAAAGUAGAAGGGAAAAAGAGAGAAAUGUAUGAGCAUCCUGUCUUCUGCUUGGCGUCUCAAGUGAUGGAUUUAACCAUUCCGGAGAAAACUCAGAAAGAUAAGAAAGAUCAUCAGGAUCAGGAUCCAGAGAAUGUAGGGCGCUUAGUCACCCCAGCCAAAAAGCUGGAGGACACCAUCCGCCUGGCCGAAUUGGUCAUCGAGGUUCUCCAACAGAAUGAGGAGCACCAUGCAGAGGCUACAGUCACAAGUACUGGAAAUCAGUUGGGCAAAGAGGCGUUUGCAUGGUGGUCUGACCUGAUGGUGGAGCACGCAGAGACCUUCCUGUCUCUGUAUGCGGUGGACAUGGACGCUGCUCUGGAGGUGCAGCCCCCUGACAGCUGGGACAGCUUCCCUCUCUUCCAGCUCCUCAACGACUUCCUGAGGACCGACUAUAACCUGUGCAACGGGCAGUUCCAUAGACACCUGCAGGACCUGUACGCCCCCCUUGUGGUGCGAUAUGUGGACCUCAUGGAGUCAUCUAUCGCCCAGUCCAUCCACAGGGGCUUCGAGAGGGAGUCCUGGGAGCCUGUCAAGAGCCUAACAAGUAAUCUUCCUGAUUUGAGUCUACCAAAUGUCAAGCUCCAAAUGCCCAAAGUACCAAAUCUACCACCAGUUAGCCUUCUAACAAUGCCUAGCUUUUCUACACCCAACUGGAUGGCAGCUACAUGUGACUCAGAUAAUGGCUCGGGGACAUCCGAGGAUCUGUUCUGGAAGCUGGAUGCACUGCAGACCUUCAUCAGAGACCUGCACUGGCCUGAGGAGGAGUUUGGCAAACACCUGGAGAGCAGGCUCAAACUCAUGUCCAGCGACAUGAUUGAGUCCUGCGUCAAACGAACGAGGGUGGCCUUUGAGGCCAAGCUCCAGAAGAGCAGUCGGACCACAGACCUCCGCGUGCCUCAGUCCAUCUGCACCAUGUUCAACGUGAUGGUGGAUGCCAAGGCCCAGUCAGCCAAGCUGUGUGCCAUGGAGCUGGGACAGGAGUUUGUUAGAGAUUGGAGACAGUACCAUUCCCAAAUCGACGCUCUCAUAGAGGAAACUGUGAAGGAGAUGAUCACCUUACUGGUAGCAAAGUUUGUGGUCAUUCUAGAGAGUGUCCUAGCCAAACUGUCCAGAUACGACGAGGGCACUCUCUUCUCCUCCUUCCUCUCUUUCACAGUGAAAGCUGCAUCAAAGUAUGUGGAUGUACCUAAGCCUGGGAUGGACAUUGCAGACGGUUACGUGACCUUUGUGCGCCAUUCUCAGGACAUGCUGCGGGAUAAGGUCAAUGAGGAGGUGUAUGUAGAAAGGUUAUUUGCCCAAUGGUACACCAGCACCAUGAACCUCCUGGGUAUGUGGCUGACUGACCGGAUGGACCUACAGCUCCAUGUCUACCAACUCAAGAUCCUCAUCAGAGUAGUCAAGAAAAAGUACCGCGACUUCCGGCUGCAGGGCGUCCUGGACUCCACACUAAACAGUAAGAUGUAUGACACGGUGCGGAACAGACUGACCCUGGAGGAGGCCACGGCGUCGGUGAGGGAAGGAGGGAUGUCGGGCAUAUCCAUGAAGGACAGUGAUGAAGACGACGAUGAUGACUAGAUCAACAUCACCGGAUGGAGCCUGUGAAUCAAUGCAUGUACCAACUUUGUUAACCACUGGACCAAUCUUAUAGGGUUAUUAUUUUCCACUGUCAGAUAGAUAGAAAUACCCACAAAGGAACAACAAUACAAAUUAGUAACCAAAUACAUAAAUUAUAAUUAUAUUAGUUAUUAUAAUUAUAAAAUAUAUAUAUUUAUGUGUUGAACUAAAAAAGUAUAGGUGUUUUACAAAAAAAAAAGUGAACAUUUGCCUAGCAUUCACUCUUGAAUGUUCCUAAGCAAUAUGGAGAGCCAUGUAUGCGAUGUUGAGUACCAUGAUUAGGGAUAAUGCUUGGUGUGUACCUGUUGAAUGCAAACCUGUUGAGGCGCUUUGCUAACGUACUGUGAAUACAGUAAUGGUACAUCAUUGUGAGGAGGAGAGUAACAUCACCUAUUGUUCUCAUUCCUCUCAGAGCGUAUGUCUACUGCCUAAAGGGAACCAAACUACAGACAGCCAGGCAACCUGUUUGUAUCUAGAUUACAAUAUAUUAUAAAAA